CAGCGGUGAAAUAAAAAACUCCAAAUUUUCCGUAGUAAACAAACACAACUGAAUGGAAAGCUUCUUCCAAGAGCAAUUCUAUGGCGGCGAUGAUCUAUUUUGGUUUAGUUCUGAGUCUCAUCCGGUGCAUCGAAGCGCUUUUAUGCCGUAUCCGAAAGGAGCCUUAAUCGAAGUUCGGAUGGAGAGUAUCGGAAACUGGUCGAAACCUCAGAAUGCCAUCAAGAGAAUGAUAGAGUUCUUGAGGAGAAUUAACCAGUCUGCAAAAAAGGAAGCAAUAAAACCAGAGAUAGAGCGAAGUCACCUGCAUAUGAUUAACGAGAGGAUAAGGAGAAAGAGGGAGCAGCAGAGUUACUCAGCCUUGCAUUCCAUGUUGCCAAUUGGCACCAAGACUGAUAAGAACUCUAUUGUUCAAGUGGCGGUGAAGAGUCUCCAGGAGCUUGAAUGCUGCAAGGUAGAGCUAGAGAGAAGAAACGAUGAGCUAGAAACGAAGGUGGGGAAAGAGAUUGAUGGCGGAACAAAGAUAGGAAUAAGAGUAACUAAUCCAAUAGCUGGGAUUGAUUAUAUGGUGGAGGCUCUUAAAUGCUUGAAAAACAUGGGCUCAAGAAUCAGAAAUAUUCAAUCACAAUUUUCUGAAGAGAAACUGACAGCGGUAAUACAAGCUGAAUCUGAGAUGGGAGAUGAAGAAUUGAAGAAGACUGUACAGGAAACACUAAUAGAAGUAGAGCAGAAGCUUCUUAUUUCAUUGCCAGGAAGUGUCGAAAAGCUACACAACAAGAGAAGGCGAAUGGAAAAUGAACACAUGCAAAUUAGCCACUGACCUUAGUAUUAACACGGCAAAGAAAAAAGUAGCAGCGAAGGAGCAACGGUGGAGGAGGACGACUGAGAAGACGAAGAGAAUAGGAAACUCGCCUUGUAAAGUUUGAAAGGUGAAUGUAAUAGGGUUAUAGUUGGAAUUUAGAAAUGUACAAAAAUGGGGCUGGAAUUUUGAAUACUAUUUAUACUUGGAGGCAUUUUCGUGAGUCUGCAACUUAUGAGCCGUGCAGUGUAAUCCUUAAGUUCUUUGUUAAUUUUGCAUAACCCCUAAGAAUAUUGUUAUUUUCAUUGAUAAA
Messenger RNA from Mangifera indica (mango), 1109 nucleotides. Its product is annotated as transcription factor bHLH92. The transcript has 4 exons. The record is from RefSeq and is a predicted model, not a curated record. NCBI's taxonomy places the organism in Eukaryota, Viridiplantae, Streptophyta, Magnoliopsida, Sapindales, Anacardiaceae. Gene Ontology annotation, molecular function: protein dimerization activity. The coding region runs from base 53 to 817 and encodes 254 amino acids.